CUCGUCAUACAGCUCAGAGCAUCCUUUGUCCUACGUCACUGACCUUCGAUGAGUCUAACCACCUAUAUAAACCACCGUUGGACUAUACAGACCUUUCAUUGUUCUACCUCAUCCCAGACUCGAAGUAGCAACAAUCCCUAUAUUCGAUCUCAUUUGACCCAAUCAACACAAUCAUCAUGGCUCUCCGAAUGGACGACAGUGAUAAGCUCGCUAACAAUGUCAAACCUGGUGGCAUGCAAUCUACCGGCGAACACGCUCAAGGCGUCCUCGAUACCGCCGCCUCGUACCUACCUGGGCAGUCGAAACCUGGAGACGCCCUCAACGACGAUGCCGCGAGCCCCAACAUGACGCACGAUACCGGUCGACAAGGGGGUCUCGACGCAUUCAAGACCUCGGGCAAUCAAGGUCCCAUUGACUACCUCAAGACCAAGAUGGAUCAAGGUGCAUCCAACGUUCAAACUGACAAGUCUGCGACGCAACAACUUCGAGACACUAUGACUCCUGGAAACGCUGGAAUUGGUGAACAACCCAACCAAGGUCCUGGACUCAUGGACCGAGCUGCGGGCGCUAUGAACUCUGUCAAGGAGAGUAUCAUGGGACCUGGACAUGAUUCUCCGGUCAGUGUCACGAGGCAUGAGGAACUGUAGGCGGCUGAUGUCGUGUUCAUCAAUAGGCU
Molecule: messenger RNA, 676 nt
Organism: Kockovaella imperatae
Lineage: Eukaryota; Fungi; Basidiomycota; Tremellomycetes; Tremellales; Cuniculitremaceae
Exons: 4
Coding region: 177-647 (156 amino acids)
Source: RefSeq, a predicted model, not a curated record